This is a messenger RNA of Vombatus ursinus (common wombat), 603 nucleotides long. Its product is annotated as olfactory receptor 52H1-like. The transcript has 2 exons. The record is from RefSeq and is a predicted model, not a curated record. Gene Ontology annotation, biological process: G protein-coupled receptor signaling pathway. Gene Ontology annotation, molecular function: olfactory receptor activity. The coding region runs from base 1 to 603 and encodes 200 amino acids. Lineage: Eukaryota; Metazoa; Chordata; Mammalia; Diprotodontia; Vombatidae. Gene Ontology annotation, cellular component: membrane.
AUGGCCACAUUCAACCUAAGCAGCUACAACCCCAGCUCCUUUACCCUAGUGGGGAUCCCAGGGCUUGAGAAGUUCCACAUCUGGAUCGCGAUUCCUUUCUGUGCUAUCUACCUUGUGGCCAUUGCAGGUAACUGUGCCCUGCUGUACCUCAUUGCUGUGGAGCACAGCCUCCAUGAGCCCAUGUUCCUUUUCCUUUCCAUGCUGGCCCAAACUGACUUGAUUCUGUCAUCUACCACAAUGCCCAAACUGCUCAGUAACCUCUGGUUUGGUGACAAGAAAAUCACCUUCUCAGGCUGCCUCACCCAGAUGUUCUUCCUCCAUAUACUGAGUGCUGUCUUCCACCUCCCUUCUCAUGGUGCCCGCCAGAAGGCUCUUGGAACCUGUGGGUCCCACAUCUGUGUCAUCCUCAUGUUCUAUACUCCACUCUUCUUCUCUAUCCUUGCCCAUCGUUUUGGACACAAAGUCCCACGUCAUUUCCUCAUCCUGUUUGCAAACUUUUAUGUCACUAUUCCUCCAGCUCUCAACCCCAUUGUCUAUGGAGUGAAGACCAAGCAAAUUCGUGGUAAGAUUCUCCUCCUAUUUUCUCCAAAGCGGACACUGUGA